AUGACCAGAAAGAAGAAUGACAUCACCCACAUAACAGGGAAGAACAGAGUCCACCUGAUGAAGCCGGUGACUACUGUGGACAGCAGAGGGAGGAUCAAAACCAAACUGGUACCAGCGCGUCCCUCCCCCAAAAAAAGGGUUUCGACAGCCUCAGCUAGCGCUAAAGUUCGUCGACGUACAUACGAAUCUGACCACUCUGACGAAGAAGAAGACACUAUUAUACCCCAGCCACCGCUUUCUGGAGAUCAGGACGCAGAAAUACCUCGCACUAAGGACUCGAACGAGUACAUGGCCGACUGGCUACCAAAGAUGAACAUCUACCUUGACUAUUUGGUUGCCAGAGAGGCCGUUCCCGACCCUCUCUCUUGCUCCUAUUGCGCAACAGGGAUAUCGGAAUCUUGGUGGAGGUGUACUGAGUGCCUCGGGUCGCCCGUCUAUUGUGGAGACUGUUGUCGUCUCCUCCAUUUCUCUCAUCCUCUACACCGAGUGGAGGAACUCAAGAAAGGCUACUUCUCUCCCUCAUGGCUUUGGAGGUCCGGGGUUUAUGUUAAUCUGUGCGCCGAGAGACAUUGUACACCGACAGGGAGGCCAGAUAGCAGUGGUCUUUUGGACGAUGAAAAACUCAACGACGGCGACGACGACAUUCAAACCGACUGGAAUGUCAACGAUGACUUCAGCUUUGGGGCCAAACCACCCAAGCGACACGUCUACGGCAUGAAGGUCCUCGUUGUCGUACAUACCAAUGGGGUUCACCACGUCCCGUUCCACACCUGCGAAUGUCUCGAUGCACCAGACCCCGAGUUCCAGCUUCUCAAGAUGGGAUUCUAUCCAGCGUCCUCAAAAGACGUCCGAACUGUCUUUACGUUUUCCAUGCUAGACGAAUAUGUGCUGGAAACGUUGGAAUGCUUCACUUCGACCCACCACUACUACAGCAAACUCCGCCGUCUGACCAAUUACUCAUUCCCGGACACAGUCCCGGAUCGCGCUCGUGAACUGAGGAGGGUUGGACGACAGUGGUUACGCCUUAAUGAUCUGGCACGCCACGGCUUCUCCCACACCCAGAAGACUCCUGAAAAGGGCUCGAUGGCGCUGUUCUGCGCGGCGUGCCCACAACCUGGUAUCAACCUGCCCGACGACUGGGAGGAAGACACCGAGAAGUGGAAAUACACACGCAGUUUUGUCGCCGAUGGAAACUUUACCUGCAUCCACCGGAAGCAACGAGAGCGGGACAGUCCUGAAGUCCAUCUCAAACACGGUGAGGGCUACAUGGUCUCUCCUGUCGAAUAUGGCAAGCACCUGGCCACGGCUCAGGAAACGAACGAGACCCCGACGUGCCACGAGCACCGCGCCAUUGCUGAUAAGUCAAAGGUCCGCAAGGGACUGGAUGUGACUGGUAUUGGUGCGGUGGCUUGUAUGAGGCACGGUGCCUUUGCCCCAGGGAGUGUGGUUGACUUCCAGAAGGGAGAGCGCCAAAUCAACAUCGACUAUGCUCUAUCCGAGGCCAUUAAGCUCUCUAACACCGAUAAUAUCAAGAGGGUUAUAUUUGCGUACGAUAUUAAUUGCCAGUACAGCAAGCGAGCCUUAGAUCGCUUGCGCGAUGGCGAGUUCCUCGAGCUUCGAGAGGACAUCGUUUUUGUCUUCGGCAUUGGGCUCUUUCAUGUUCAUGGGCACCAGGAGUCGUGUCUAGCCAGAUACUCUCUGAGCUUCAUUGAAGGUGCUGGGAACAGCGCAGGUGAGAUCCUGGAGUCGCUCUGGGCAGUUGUCAAUGAGUUGGCACGCUCGACUUCGACCAUGACGUUGGCGCACAGGCUCGAGAUUCUCGAUGCUUUAUUUGGCGAUAUAAAUUGGAAGAAGAUGCUAGGUAUUGUCCCUUAUAUAUGCAAAGCGUGGAAGAUAAGCGCGGCGGGAAUUGUCAGCAACUAA
Coprinopsis cinerea okayama7#130 is the source of this 1923-nucleotide messenger RNA. RefSeq lists its product as hypothetical. The coding region runs from base 1 to 1923 and encodes 640 amino acids. The record is from RefSeq and is a predicted model, not a curated record. Lineage: Eukaryota; Fungi; Basidiomycota; Agaricomycetes; Agaricales; Psathyrellaceae. The transcript has 6 exons.